AUCUGCCAAGAACGUAUAUGAACAGGUCCCAGUCCGAGAAGAGAAAAGGAUGGAAGGAUCCUGUUCAUAUGGACCUGUCGUCAGACAGAACACUAAGUAAAUAAGUAUAUAUAAUACCUUGCUUAUCCUUUGUUUGUAUGUCCCUAACUUUGUGUUGGAUAUAUCUGUCAAUCUCCUCGGAAUGUCCAUUUCAGCAAGUAAUUUAUUAAUCUGUCACUGGCAUAUCUUUAAACUCUGCCCAAGGCGUUGUUAAGCGCAAUUUCCCUUGAUGGUAUGUUUGAUGAGGAGAUCCAGUCUGCUGUUGCAUACCAGCAAGUUUCAAAAGCAUACAGUCUAAUUAGGAAGAGGGAUGUAAUACACAGAAUAUCAUAGCACUGCUACUUGAGGUCUGUCUCUAACGUGACAGCUGUCGCCUUGAGCAUGUGUUGUCCGUAAUUGUAGACUGAAAGUGCUGUUCGAGGAAAAAGGCAUAUUCCCCUGCUUUAUACCGGGUCGUACAGAAUUGACAUUUCAGUGAAUAUUACAUAUCUUCAGGUAGUGUUUGUCUAGCAUUCAGGCCUCAGGUCUGGGACUUGACAGUGGGGAAUGCAACGUGAGAUUUCCUUUGCUGUGGGAGACGCUCGGAGUGCGAACAGCCGCGGCAGCUGGCGACCUAUAUGCCGGCGAUAAAUAUUCCUGCGCGGUGCGAAAGUUGACGUGGACAUCGUGCGACCGCCCAUCAGUCUAUCAGCCAGCAUGCUGAGGUUCGCUAUGGCUGUCAACUGUUCCUUCCUUACGAGCCUUUGGCAAAAGUUUGGAGGUCGUGUAAGGAAGUUGGUCCGCUUUUCCGUCCUCCUGGCAUGCACGGUUGUCGUCAUCAUACAGCUAUGUGAGUGUUUCUCCAAACUCUUUUCACCACCAAUAUCUUCUCAUUUACGUGUUGUGGUGAAUCAGAGCAUGACAUACCCAGCGAUUACCAUUUGCCGUUAUCCAUCCUACAAACCUGAUGUUCUCCAGAAAUAUAACUUACAGAGUGUCCGUACGACAAGUGACUGGGAUGACUUCCCGUAUGAUGAAAUAACACUGAAGGAAUUCUGGAAUGAAUCCACAUACAGAGUGGAAGAAGGUUACUUUCUUUCUGCCCUAAGUGCAUUUCAACACCAUGUACAGAUUAAGAGUGCAUAUUAUUUGAUAUGGGGCCAGUGCCACACAAUUUUGCCACUCAUCCAAACAACGUCAUCAGGUAAAGGAAGUGGCUAUUCUGUGAUGCUGUAUCAAAAGGAGGUAUUAUACAAUCGCUCUGAGAAUGACCCAGAGGAAGGCUGGCAUAUUUUCGUACAUCCCGCCACUGAUCCUUGGACAGAGACCACACAUGAAUAUACUGGAGAGGAUGAGAAUCUGCUUCUGGCAGUGGGAGAAGAACUGCACGUGAGGAUUGGUGUUCAGGAGUACCACCUUGUGAACAAGGCGGAUGAUCACUGUAAUGCCAGUCUGGACCACAGUUAUGAAGAGUGUCAGCACAUGUGUAAAAUGAGGCAACUAGUGAACAAGAUUGGAUGCAGUGGACCAUGGAUACCAGAAGUUGAUGUUCCAUUGUGUAAUGAAUAUGAAACAAUGAAGAACCUUAUGAAAUAUUACAUCAACAACCUAACAUGUGGGUCACCAUGCUGUAACUGCAUCCGUCCAUGUCAUUCACUACAGUUUGUACCUUACAUAGUGAAACGUCAGCCUAUGGUAACAACGGAGCCAAAUCAUCGUUUCAGCCAACUAUAUUUAUUCUAUAAUUCCCGUAUGGUUCAAGUAGCAGAAGAACACUUGGCAUAUGAUUGGUCUCUGUUUUUAUCAGAUCUUGGUGGCUCCCUUGGUUUCCUGCUAGGUCUCUCAGUACUUGGAAUAAUUGGAAUUGUGGAGCGACUCAUCGACCUGCUGUACGGCAGUCUGCAGCUUCCGGCUCAGGUUAAGACGAGUGGCGGAAGGCAGUUGGGCUUGAAUAGUAACAAAGAUUCAGACGAACACAUGGACUGCAUUUGUUGUAGAGCAGAGGAGAAAAGUUUAAGUUUACAUAACAUGGAGACAAUGAAAUGUAAAAGCAAGCUUUCUCCACAGCCUCAUGAUACAAAAUAUUAGGUGUUCAUAUCCACAAUGAAGUAUACAUAUCUAUGGUAUCAGAAAUUAUUAUGAUCUUAAACUGAUGUAAAAUGUGACAGUGAGGACUCUAGAAAUGUUAUGGCCAAAUGAUUCUCUCUCUUGCUUCAUAUGUAUGAGUUGCCAUGUUUAAAUAUGGGCCUGAAAACUAGCUAUCCUGACAUUUUUAUGUGGUUGUCUUCAGUCAUUUCAGACAAAUGGUGGAAUAGUAAUAGCAUUUGGUCAUGAUGACUCCUUUCAUAUCCAUUCAAAUUUAUUGUAACCUUUGCAGCUGGAAAAGUGAUGUUAAGUAACCAAAAAGUUAAUUGAUCAAUCAAGCUAUCAAUAUGCUCACUCACUAGCUACAUGUUAUUUAAUGGAGAUCACUGGUUCAUACAUUUUUGGUAAUAAGAACAGAUUAAACUGAGUAUUUUAUUAUUUUAUAAGGAAAAGAACAUUAAAACAUUUCUUAUGUUGUUACAUGAUACCACAUUUAAUGCUGACGUUUUAAAUACAUAUGUUUGUAUGAAACAUAUUGGUCAAGUUGAUUUUUUCAUGUUUCUAGUAGAUUUUAAAUUUACAUGUCUGUAGCCUGAUUAAAACUUGGUUUUGUUUGUUUAGAGACUGAUUUAAUUUGUGCACAAUACUGCAGUACAGAAUUCCAGAGUCUGUCUCUUUGACUUCUGGAUAAGUAAUGCACAACUGACAUCAUUACUGCAGUUCAUUUUGAAGAGUAAACUCUGAAGCACUCUCACUGAAUAAAUUUUAAUUUCCCUGAUUAUUUAAAUUAUGUCCUGUACUUGUGCAUGAAGUACAUACACAGUAGUGGGAUGAAAGAGGUGGAGUGGAUUCAUCUGGCUUGGGAUAGGCAUGGUCAAAAAUAUGUCUCUUAGGUGUGCAGUUGCCAUGUAAAUAUGGUUGUGUUAUUUGGGCUUCAUUUUGAGUCUUUAUUAUGGUUACCAAAAUCCAUCGUGUUGCUUGGAUAACUUUGUCCCUUGGUGCAAAGAGACUGCAGCCACUCUUUUCUUAAGAAUGAAGCUGAUUUUUUUGUUGGAGAAGCAGCAUCAUUAAUAGAUUCUACAAAAAUUAGAAAGAUAAUCUUUAGGGCAAAAUUAUCCUUAAGAUGUUUUUGUAAGCAUUGCAAUUGAGCACUAUAAUAUAAAGGCAAAUAUGCUUUUAGGUGCAGGGAACAAAAAUGUUUUCUAGUAAAUGGUAACAAUAAAAUAAACUUUUAAAUUCAGUUUGACAGAAGCAGAGCCAAGAUAUUUUAACAGAGGUCUAUAGAAUCAAAAUAAAACAAGAUGAUACUUGUAUGAUGAAAGAUAAUUAAUGUAUUUAAUGAAUAUAAAAGUUAAAAAUA
Messenger RNA from Zootermopsis nevadensis, 3463 nucleotides. RefSeq names its product amiloride-sensitive sodium channel pickpocket 17 (gene ppk17). Gene Ontology annotation, biological process: sodium ion transmembrane transport. The record is from RefSeq and is a predicted model, not a curated record. NCBI's taxonomy places the organism in Eukaryota, Metazoa, Arthropoda, Insecta, Blattodea, Termopsidae. Gene Ontology annotation, cellular component: plasma membrane. Gene Ontology annotation, molecular function: ligand-gated sodium channel activity.